Molecule: messenger RNA, 1135 nt
Organism: Abrus precatorius (Indian licorice)
Lineage: Eukaryota; Viridiplantae; Streptophyta; Magnoliopsida; Fabales; Fabaceae
Exons: 1
Coding region: 1-882 (293 amino acids)
Source: RefSeq, a predicted model, not a curated record
AUGGAAGUGGUGGUGCAAAGUCCUAGUAGUCCCACUAUGGAUACUUUCGAUUUCGGUGGUGCCAUUAGUUCCUCAUAUCUAAGUGCUCCUUCUUCACCAAAACGUUUUGGUGAAUACAAUUACUUAAGCGCUCCCGCGAGUCCAUCUAGAUUCUCCCAAUUAUAUAGUGAAUUUGAUUACUUUUCCUCAACAACCCCAAUUGAAGCAGCCGCAGCUGAUGAUGAUGAUAAUGGUGAUGGUUUCGCGUUUUAUGUCAAUCGUGAAUCAGACAACUCCUCUCGCUCAGCUGAAGAGCUCUUCGAUGGUGGCAAAAUCAAGCCUUUGAACGAUUCUUCCGGCGACCCUUCUGCUGAACAAAGAAGAGGGAGAGAAAGAGAUAGAACUUCGACAACAACGUUGUCAUCAUCGAACUCGGGUCGUAGGGUCACGCGAUCACACUCUCCUUUUAGAAAAUCAUCACCGCGCUACACGUCGGAAUUAGAAGAACACCACCGCCAACAACAACCUAGGAGCAACAAAGAGGAGACAACAACAACAACCACCUCGUCCUCUAAUUCCGGAGCUUCACUUUCAUCAAGUUCUUCGAAGGGAUCAAGAAGGUGGUGGCUGAGGGAUUUUUUGUUGUUCCGUAGUGCCUCCGAAGGAAGAGGGUCAAGUAAGGAUCCAUUGAAGAAGUACUAUAAGAAGAAUGAAGAAGUUAAGGGGUCGAGCUUUAGAUCCUCGGAUUCAUCUUCACCACAUGGGUCGAGAAGAAGGGGACACGUUUCGGCACACGAAUUGCACUAUGCCAUGAAGAAAGCGGAGUCUGCGGAUAUGAAGAAGAGAACUUACUUGCCAUACAAACAGGGGAUUCUGGGCAGGUUGGCUGGAUUUGGACUCUGACAUGAUGAUGAUGAUGAAAAAUUUUCUUGGAUCUUUGUCCAGUUGUUCUUUUUGUCUUUUGGUUGAAAAGUUGUAUUCUUUUGUUUUAAAAAAAAUGCACUAGCCCUCGACGACUCGACGAGGGUUUCUGCUGUAAUUGUAUUAUAAACAGAAUCAUUUGUCCUUAUGCUUCUAGUGUGAUUAUUAUGUAUGACAUUGACACAUGAUAUGAGUAAAAUAUCACCACGAUGAAUUUUAAUUGAAAAAAUAUAUU